AUGAAAGACGAGCUGCACAGUCUUCUCCCCAUGCUAAGGAAGUCCAGACUCGUCGCGUUGAAAUUCCUCAACUCCUCCGCAGGCUACUUCCUCCUUAUCCUGCUAGCCUACCUCUUCGGCUACUUCUCCGCUUCCUCCUCCGGCCACGGUGGCUCUCCACGUCAACCGUCGUUGGUAUCUCCACUACCACCCGCCGGCGCUGCAGCAGGGGAGUUCUUUCCACAACCCAGAAUGGCCGACACCAGCGAAAUUAGGACUACUCCUACUAUUACUGCUAGCACGAUGAUCAAGGAAUUCCGGGUCACCACUCGCUGCGCCGGCCGGGUCCCACCGGAAGCCGUCCGGCAGAUAGUUCUGGACCGAGUGUACGACGGGACGUCGCCGUUCCAAGGCUUCCCGCCGCCGCACGUGUCGGGCCUCCUCCGGAAGAAGACGAUCCGAGGGUGGGGAUCGUACGGCGCCGUAUUCGCGAACCUGAUCCGGAAAGUGAGGCCCCGGGUGAUCGUCGAGGUGGGGACCUUUCUGGGGGCGUCGUCGAUCCACAUGGCCGAGCUGACUCGGAGACUCGGGCUGGACGCGGUCAUCCUCUGCGUGGACGACUUCCGGGGCUGGCCCGGGUUUCGCGGCGACAAGUUCGGGUUCGUGAGGUACGUGAACGGCGACGUCAUGCUGCUGUACCAGUUCAUGCAGAACGCGGUGUACAGCAACGCCACCGGGUCGGUCCUGCCCGUCCCGUUUUCUUCCGGGUCGGCGCUCCAGAAGCUGUGCGAGUGGGGGGUGCAGGCGGAUCUCAUCGAGGUGGAUGCGGGCCAUGAUUUCAACUCCGCGUGGGCCGAUGUCAACCGGGCCUACCGGAUCUUGCGACCCGGCGGGGUCAUUUUCGGCCACGAUUAUUUUACCGUGGCGGAUAACAGAGGGGUGUGGAGGGCCGUAAAUCUGUUUGCUAAACUCAAUCGACUUCAAGUCCGAACGGAUGGCCAACAUUGGGUCAUUGACUCAUGA
Molecule: messenger RNA, 1002 nt
Organism: Linum tenue
Lineage: Eukaryota; Viridiplantae; Streptophyta; Magnoliopsida; Malpighiales; Linaceae
Source: the annotation of a GenBank genome assembly